[Torrubiella] hemipterigena is the source of this 615-nucleotide messenger RNA. The record is from the annotation of a GenBank genome assembly. Lineage: Eukaryota; Fungi; Ascomycota; Sordariomycetes; Hypocreales; Clavicipitaceae.
AUGAUUUCAGAUGCCGGAAAGAAGGAAUUGGUGGAUGUGCUGGGUAUUCGUGCCAUCUUUGACUUUCGGUUCAAUCAAGAACGCGAGAGCGAGCCCGAGCCCAUUCUGCAAGGUGUAGCGAGUAUUCUCACAGAACAAGAUGAAGAAGAUGCAGAAUGGACAAGCUUGAUAGACAUGUACUUUUCCUUUCUCGAAACGCACAAGUCCAUUUACAGAAAAGUGUUUCUACACAUUUUGAAUAACCCCAAGUGGCCAUUUUUGGUCCACUGCACAGCUGGCAAAGACCGCACGGGAGUUGCUGUAGCGCUUAUCCAAUCCAUCGCAGGCGUUCCCCGAGAAGACAUAGUGUAUGAAUACACAUUGACAAGAAUCGGCAUCGAGCCAGUUCGAGAUCUACUACAAGCAAAGCUGGCUGGUGGAGACGGGUCCGAGGUUGACUGGGAUAAUGAAAACCUCAAGACAAUUGCUGGAUGCAUUGCUGAAACCAUGGAGGUGUUCUUGGAUAAAAUGCAAGAGAGAUUUGGCAGUGUCCAUGGCUAUGUGAAGACGGAGCUGGGAUUUACCGAUAAGGAGAUUGAAGUGAUUAGACAGAAUCUGCAGCCCGAGAAUUUGUGA